Messenger RNA from Paramecium pentaurelia, 362 nucleotides. The record is from the annotation of a GenBank genome assembly. Lineage: Eukaryota; Ciliophora; Oligohymenophorea; Peniculida; Parameciidae.
AUGCACAUAUAAGCAUAAAACUAAUUAUGGGUUCAUGGAUAUGUAAAAUAAAGAUUUAAUGAUUAUAUAAUGUAAGAUUAUAUAAAUGAAAGGGCUAAUUGUGGAUUACAACUUAUAGUGUUAGAUAUCUCAGAUGUAGAUAAUAAUAUAUAUAUAUUUAGAUUAAUUAUGGUUUCCCUGAAAAUAUUGAAGAUUUUAUCCAUAAAAUUAAUCUAGAUUGGAGGGUAGUAAAUAUUGGAGAGGCUUUGAAUCUUAUUGAACUCAAAGAUUUGAAUUAAAAAUUAAAAGACAAUCUCAUCAAAGUUUUUAAAUAAUUUUCUUAUGAGAUUCUAUUAUAAUUAUUGAAAUUCAUAAUGUCUUGA